Molecule: messenger RNA, 1131 nt
Organism: Candida dubliniensis CD36
Lineage: Eukaryota; Fungi; Ascomycota; Pichiomycetes; Serinales; Debaryomycetaceae
Gene: LYS12
Product: homoisocitrate dehydrogenase
Exons: 1
Coding region: 1-1131 (376 amino acids)
Biological process (GO): isocitrate metabolic process; tricarboxylic acid cycle
Cellular component (GO): mitochondrion
Molecular function (GO): NAD binding; magnesium ion binding; isocitrate dehydrogenase (NAD+) activity
Source: RefSeq, a predicted model, not a curated record
AUGUUAGCUGCUAGAUCUUCAAUUCGUCGUUGUUUCUCAACCACCUCUACCACUUUGAAAUCCUUGAAAAUUGGUUUAAUUCCAGGGGACGGGAUUGGUCGUGAAGUUAUACCUGCUGGUAAGGCUGUUUUGGAAAACUUGCCAGCCAAACACGAUUUGCAAUUUGAAUUCGUCAACUUGGAUGCCGGUUUUGAAUUGUUCAAGAAAACAGGUACUGCAUUGCCUGAUGAAACUGUUGAUAUCUUGAAAAAAGAAUGUGACGGUGCAUUAUUUGGGGCAGUUUCAUCACCAACCACUAAAGUUGCUGGAUACUCUUCCCCAAUUGUUGCAUUAAGAAAGAAAUUAGGUUUGUAUGCCAACGUCAGACCAGUCAAGUCUGUUGAAGGAAUUGGCAGACCAGUUGAUAUGGUCAUUGUGCGUGAAAACACAGAAGAUUUGUACAUCAAGGAAGAAAGAGUUUACAAAAAGGAAGAUGGUACCAAAGUUGCCGAAGCUAUUAAGAGAAUCACUGAAACUGCUUCCACAAAAAUUGCCAAGAUGGCUUUUGAAAUCGCCUUACAAAGAGAAGCUGUUAGAAAAGGUACAUCUGGUAAGCAACUCCAUGAAAAACCAUCUGUGACUGUUACCCAUAAGUCAAAUGUAUUGUCACAAUCCGAUGGGUUAUUCCGUGAAACUUGUCGUGCAGUGUAUGACGCCAAUGCUAACGAAUAUGGUGGGAUUGAAUACAAAGAACAAAUUGUCGAUUCCAUGGUUUACCGUAUGUUCAGAGAACCAGAGAUCUUUGAUGUUGUUGUUGCUCCAAACUUGUACGGUGAUAUUUUGAGUGAUGGUGCUGCUGCUUUAGUUGGUUCUUUGGGUGUCGUUCCAUCAGCCAAUGUUGGAGACAGCUUUGCUAUUGGUGAGCCUUGCCAUGGUUCUGCUCCUGAUAUUGAAGGUAAGGGUAUUUCUAAUCCAGUUGCCACAAUCAGAUCUACCGCAUUAAUGUUGGAAUUCAUGGGUUAUCCAGAAGCUGCUGCUACCAUCUACCAAGCUGUUGAUGCCAACUUAGCAGAAGAUAAGAUCAAGACCCCAGAUUUGGGUGGUAACUCUACUACUCAAGAAGUUAUUGAUGAUAUAAUUAGAAGAUUCUAA